AUGGUAACGCAGUGUGGAGUGCUGCAGAUCCAGAGGGGUAAAGAGGGCAUCCAUAAGGACCUGCGUAAGCGCUUUCCCUUUCACCUAUCUCACUCACGUUUUCCUACCUUCCCGGGAGAGGGCGUGCCCAGUACCACGGCCCACCCUAUCUGUGCAUUCGUUGGCCAAACCCGACGGCCGUUACUGCCGAGUCCCGCCCAAACCACGCCCCCACGCAGCUGCAGGGCCGAGAGAAGGCGUGGUUAUUGUGCCGAUGGACGAUUCAGACGGUCUCCUCUCGUGAGCAUCGGGAAGUGCCGGAGGACCCGCUUGGUGCGAGUGGGAGCGCGCUCCGGCUCGAGAGGCCCGUGGUCGCUGCGGGCGCACGCCCGGCCCCACCCCCUCUCCGGUACGCAGGCUCCGCUCGAGCUUGCGCACGCGCGCGCGCUCCCUUUCAAGCCUCAGUCUGAUCAGCGGCGGCCCGGCGGGUGGAGGCUGGGCCCCCGAGGUACGAGGGGAGGGGCCGGAGCUGCUGCAGCUGCCGCCGCCACCGCCCCGCCGCCGCCGCCGCUGCUGCUGGAGAGAAGCAUGUCUGCAACUCGAGCCAAGAAAGUGAAGAUGGCCACCAAAUCGUGCCCCGAGUGCGACCAACAGGUUCCUGUUGCAUGUAAAUCUUGUCCCUGUGGUUAUGUAUUUAUUAAUAGGAAACUUCUAAAAGUAAAACAGAGAAAUCAUCACCUUUUACAGCCAAAUUGCCAUAUUAUGAGGCAGCUCACAAUUGCCAUGUUGUGAAGAGACCACGUGGAUGUGAUGAGGGACAAUGGAGCCUGCCAACAAUCAAAACAGUGAGCUUAGAAAAAGAUCUCCCCCUAGUUGAGCAUUCAGAUGAGACUGCAGAACCACACCUGGA
Callorhinus ursinus (northern fur seal) is the source of this 889-nucleotide messenger RNA. The record is from RefSeq and is a predicted model, not a curated record. Lineage: Eukaryota; Metazoa; Chordata; Mammalia; Carnivora; Otariidae.